Messenger RNA from Cadophora gregata, 510 nucleotides. RefSeq lists its product as uncharacterized. The coding region runs from base 1 to 510 and encodes 169 amino acids. The record is from RefSeq and is a predicted model, not a curated record. The transcript has 2 exons. Lineage: Eukaryota; Fungi; Ascomycota; Leotiomycetes; Helotiales; Ploettnerulaceae.
AUGACAAUCGUCUCCUCAUCAACCCUCAUCGCUGCCCCACCCUCCCUCGUCAGCGCCACGUUUCUCGACUGGCCACACCUCACACAAUGGGAUAAGCGAUACAUGAAAACACUUACGCCGCUCCUCCCCGACGGCAAACCUGACCCCUCCAAAACAAGUGGCCUCUCCGUCGUAGCCGGCGACAAAGUCCACGGCACGUUCUGGGGCGGAGAAGCUCACCUCGAGAUUCUUGAGAAUGAAGAAGCAAGAAUGAGGUGGAAAGGUGUGUGGCAUGGAUUGAGCGCUGUCAGGUGCUUUGAGUGGGUGGAGGUUGACAUGGAUUCUGAUGAGGGGAGGAAGACGAUGGGAACGAGGUUUACGCAGAGUGACGAGGCGAAGGGGUUCAUGGGUGGCGUGCUGGUUGUUGAUGGAUGGAUGGGAGGCAAUCUGAAGAAGAAAUUUGGUGAGUUUGGGGAGGAUUUGAAGGUAUGGUGUGAGGAGCUGGAGAGGAGCAGGAAAGGAAAAAUAUAG